UAAAUAUAAUAUAGUUUUGAGUUAUCACGACUUGUUUUGGGACGUAUUGUUGUUGUAACAUAAAACCGGUUCUGUUUGCAUAGCGCCGAUAUUUACCUUUUUAAUCAACGAGUACGCAGUGUGCAUAGUAACACACAUAUGACCUUGUUAAUGCUAAUGGUAGAGUGUUAUUUUUAUUUAAUCCAAACAAUGAAUUAUCUUGUAGCAUUUUGUACUUAUUUAAUAUUAGUAACAACGUAAUUAUCACCGUAUCGGGCCCCCUCUACAAAAAGAGUACGAUGACGUUAGAUAAUAUACAGACAACAUUGAUUCAAGACAAUAGAGUUACUUAGCAACAAAAUUCCAACUAUAAUUUACAAGCAGUAGAAAAAUCUCAAAGUCCAUAUAGACAAAAAACCUUCAUCAUAGUAAUUUUUACAAUUAUAGACAUACGGGGAAUCACUGUUACUAUUUAUACUACAAACAUAUUAGUACUUGCUUACAUAAACGUUGUUAUCUUGAUAAUGUGUCAUCGCCGGUCAUUUUACGCGCAAAGUAUAAAAAAGCGUACAUACAAAAAUGUACGUUUGUAUAGAUAGAGACCACAGUCAAUGUACUGCUCCGUGUGUCUGAGCAUAAGGACGAUUAGUCAACGCGAGUCGCGCACAGAAUCAAUAUGAUUUUUCUGUACCUCAUACUAGUGGUACUAGUGCUCAUAUUCCUCUUUUACUAUGUCGUUUCGCGUAAACAUAAUUACUGGAAAGCAAGGAACGUACGAUAUGCUAAGCCAACGUUUUUAUUGGGAAAUUUUACGGAUACGUAUCUCGAUAAGAAGUUCAAUGGAGAAAUAAUCGACGACAUCUGCAAGCAGUUCCCUGAUGAGAAGUACGUUGGAGCUUUCAACGGUACGAAACCCGUCCUGAUUCCUAAAGAUCCAGAAAUUAUCAAGUUGAUCGUGACCAAGGACUUUUAUUACUUUCAUGGAAGAGCGUUAUCAGAGUAUAAUCACAAAGAACCCGGUGGCUUGAACCUUUUUGGUACAUUUGGUGAUAAUUGGAGAGUUAUCCGGCAAAACAUGACUCCUCUAUUCACAUCAGCAAAGAUGAGGAACAUGUUCCAUCUUAUAGAAAAAUGUUGUCACGAAUACGAAGCUAUGAUAGACAGAGAAAUAAAAAUCUCCAAGGAGCACGAUGUGAUGCCGAUGACUACUAGGUUCACUAUGGACUGUAUUGGAGCCUGUGCUUUUGGUAUAGAUACAAAAACUAUGACAGAAGGAGAGGAUGAUAAUCCAUUUAGAAGGAUAAUUCGUUCUUCGAAACCAAAGAAAAGUGUGAUUUACCAGGCUAUGCUGCGGUCUCUGUGGCCUGAAAUCUAUUAUGCUCUAGGUUUCAAAAUGCCAAGCACUCAAAUGGAUUUUCUACAUAAAUUGAUCACUUCUGUGAUGGACCAGCGGGAUAACAAACCUUCUGAGAGAAAUGAUUUUGUAGAUCUCAUAAUGGGUUGGAAACAAAAGCAUCAUAUAGUGGGAGACAGCAUCAGGAAUAUGAAAACUGGUGAAAAUGAAAAAGUGGUAUUGGAAGCCAGCGAUGACUUACUUAUAGCUCAGUGCUAUGUUUUCUUUGCUGCUGGUUUUAAAACAUCAACUACUGCUCUAAGUUACACUUUAUAUGAAAUUGCAAAACAUGAAGAUGUUCAGAACAAAGUAUUUAAAGAAAUAGAUUCGUAUUUAGCUCGUCAUGAUAAUAAGAUAAAUUACGAUUGUGUGUCGGAGCUGCCAUACUUGGACGCUGUCAUAGACGAGACAUUCCGGGUGUAUCCAGUGCUUAGUGUAAUUCCACGGGAGUUGAUGGAGGACUACACAAUGCCUGAUGGAACAAAGUUGGACAAAGGCUUGAGUGUACAAUUACCUGUAUACCAUCUUCACCAUAACCCAAAAUUCUACCCAGAACCUGAGGUAUUCCGUCCAGAACGGUUUCUGGGUGAGGAGAAGAAGAAUAUCAAUCCGUAUGUAUAUCUACCAUUUGGAGAAGGACCAAGAGUGUGCAUAGGUAUGAGGUUUGCGAAGAUGCAGAUGUUGGCUGGUCUGAUCACGAUGCUGAAGAAGUACCGCCUGGAGUUAGCUGAUGGUAUGCCGACGAAGCUGAAGUUCAAGGCUCAAUCCUUCAUCACUCAUCCAGUGGGAGGAAUCAGGAUUAAGUUUAUUGAAAGGGAGGGAUGGGAGAGUAGGGUGUUCGCUAAGGAUAGCUAAAUUCGUAGACAGUUGGCUGAAUACGAUGGAUUUGUUCACGAGUCUUGUAUAUACCUAUAUUAACUGCAUAGUGGCUGGGCAAAUGGCUGCCUUGCAACGUGUAUUAGAUUCCCGCACAGAACAACUCUUUGUGUGAUUCAUUGUUUCGCGUAUGGGUAUAAUGUGCAUUUGAAAUUAUAUGUUUGAAAACGCACCCACGACACAGGAGAAAAUUUUAGUGUGGUGCAAUGUUUUAAAAAAAGAAAAUUAAAAUUAACCUUUUAUUUUAUAUACAGUUUAGUUACCUGGAGAGAUUGAUACACGUGAACAAAUCCAUGGUUAUUAAAACGACUGAGCUAGAACUAAAGUAUUUAACUCAAAUCGAAAUGGCUUAAGUUUAGUGUAACGCUAUAUUAUUUGUUUUGUCACAAACACCAUAAACGCUUUUUAUAAUUAUCAAGCAGCUCAAUUAUUAUUUUAAUCGUAUAUGACUGUUUUAUUAUUUUAAUUGUUUACCUCAACACUUGUACUGUAGUAAUUUCCAGCUGGUUAUUAUUGAGGUAAAUAUGUAAGAUUUAAUUUUAAUUGGUACUUAUUGCAAAUAGGGAGAUACGAAUUGUGACACUGUCUAUAAUGUUGUAUUUUUGUGUGAUUUAGUAAAAUGCCAUCUUAGAGACAUUUAAUGAUUACUUAAACUAUUCCUUAGUAACGAUUUUCUAUAGAAAACAAUUGUUAAGUACUUAAGUAACCAUUAAUUGACUCUGAGUACUGCGAUUAGUUUCUUAUUUGUGAUUGACCUAUUAUACUUUAGAACACAAGUGUUUUACUAGUAUUAAUUAUUAUCAUAUCGAUUAUACGUUUUAUAUACA
Spodoptera frugiperda (fall armyworm) is the source of this 3075-nucleotide messenger RNA. Its product is annotated as cytochrome P450 6B2. The record is from RefSeq and is a predicted model, not a curated record. Lineage: Eukaryota; Metazoa; Arthropoda; Insecta; Lepidoptera; Noctuidae. The coding region runs from base 656 to 2227 and encodes 523 amino acids. The transcript has 2 exons. Gene Ontology annotation, molecular function: oxidoreductase activity, acting on paired donors, with incorporation or reduction of molecular oxygen; iron ion binding; monooxygenase activity.